UCAUAUUUGUGAUGGCGGUGCUAGCUUGGGGGCUUUGCUGCCUUGCUUAGUCGUAAAUUUACGAUACAAUACUUUCUGAUUGAUUUCGAAGUUACUAAUAUUGUUUUAUAAAGUUUUAUUUUGUUCUGUUAUUUUUCAUGUAUAAAUCAUGAUGUAUUUCUUUGAGAUCGCUGAAGUUUGCAAGAUAAGAAUUCUUGGCGCUAAGAAAACAAUUAAUGAUUCUUGAUGAAAAAUGUGCUUAUUAGAACCUUAUUAGCGUAAGAGGAUUAUUAAACUUCGAUGCAAGACAGUUUAGUGCUAUAUAAUUCUUCUUAUUAUUAGUUGAAUCAAAAGAAGCACCAUGAAUGAUGUUCGAGACAAAGUUGUUGCCGGGUCUUCGAGUUGGGAGAACACAACAACGCGAAGCGACUCAUCACCCGAGACCCAGUCAUCGCCCGGCGGCAGUGGGGAGACCCCCCAGACGCCCGGAGCGCCAGCGCCGCUGGCUCCACACCUUGCUGCCGACUUACAUCCAGAUCUCAUACAACAGGGCUGGCGCAAGUACUGGUCCAAACGAGAAAACAGACCAUACUUUUGGAAUAAGCUUUCUGGGGAAUCAAUGUGGGAGUUACCGGCGGUAAAAAGAGAUUUUGACCCUAUCACAGACCCCCUUGGCAUUUGUCACACUGGUCCACCCAAUGCAGGUAAUAUGACUCCAAGUGCCAGCAAACGUCGACCUUCAGAGGACAAUGGACCUCCUCCUAAAAAGUUUAUUCUGGCAGGGCCUUGGGAUAUUGAGGUGCCAACAAAUGUGGUUAUAUAUGAGCGGCCCCCAACAAUCUGCCCCCAUCCUCAUCCAGAAAUAGAAGGUUUCAGAUUUACACUUGCAAACAAACUUCGGCAAUGCUAUCAAGAGUUGUGUCAUACCAGAGAGGGUAUUGAUGCUCCAAAGGAUUCAUUUAAUCGUUGGCUCAUGGAGCGAAAAGUGAAUGACCAAGGAGGUUCAGAUCCACUUUUGCCAAGUCACUGCUUCCCUGAAAUAUCCCGUUCUAUGUAUGAAGAAAUCAUGAAUGAUAUACCAAUCAAGCUGACACAUCCAAAAUUCACUGGGGAUGCUCGUAAACAAUUGUCACGCUAUGCUGAAGCUGCAAAGAAAAUGAUAGAAUCCAGGAAUGCAUCACCUGAAAGUCGUAAGGUGGUGAAAUGGAAUGCAGAAGAUACAUUCCAAUGGCUUCGACGCACUGUUGGAGCUACUUAUGAUGAUUUUCAAGACCGACUUGCACAUCUACGGAGACAAUGCCAGCCACAUUUGGCUGAAACAGUCAAGGCUUCUGUGGAAGGCAUUUGUUUGAAAAUAUACCACUUAUCUGCAGAGUAUGCGCGUAAAAUAAGAGAGAAGCAUAGUGCUCUGUUAAAAGAAAAUGGAAUACAGGAACUGCCGGCGCCGCUGCAGCAAGCUGCACUACGGAAGGUGUGGUGCUACCCUGUGCAGUUUGCUCUACCGGCCCCGCGGCCGCCCCUAGUCGAGCACUUCCUCGACCGCGACCAGGCACUGCUGCGCUACCUUGGCGAGACGCAGGUCAUCAAUGCGGCCUACCUCCAGAAGCUGGAAUGCCUAUACCGGUACAGCUGUUUCGACGACAAGAAGUUCGAGCAGUUCCUCUCUCGCGUGUGGUGCGUGCUGCGGCGCUACGCGGCGUGGGUGGGCGCGGGCGGCGACGCGCAGCUCGCACAGAUGGCGCUGCCCGUGCCCGUGCUCGAGUGCUUGCACCGUUGCUUCGGUGUCACGUUCGAGUGCUUCGCUUCCCCGCUCGAUUGCUACUUCCGUCAGUACUGCUCGGCGUUCGCCGAUACUGACUCGUACUUUGGAUCUCGUGGACCGUUCCUGGAGCUGCGGCCGGUGUCGGGGUCGAUGGUGGCGCACCCGCCGUACUGCGAGGAGCUGCUGGAGGCGGCGCUGCGCCACAUGGAGCGGCUGCUGCAGGACUCGGCCGAGCCGCUGUCCUUCCUCGUGGUGCUGCCCGAGUGGCCCGAGCGCCACACGCAUGCGCUGCACAAGCUGCAGGCCAGCCACUUCAAGCGCAAGCAGGUGGUGAUACCAGCUUUUGAACAUGAAUAUCGACAUGGCUUCCAGCACGUAGUUCCAAAGAACGAGGUGUACUUCCGCUGGGGCGGCGGCACGGUGGUGGUGUGGCUGCAGAACGCGGCCGGCUUCGCGCGCUGGGGGCCCACCGACGAGCGCGUGGAGGCGCUGCUGGACGCCUGGCGGCCGCGCGCCAAGCUGCGCUCCCCGCCGCCCGCCGCGCCGCCCGACGCCGCGCCUGCUGUCGCCGCCACCCCCGCGUCCGCGUCCGCGUCCGCGCCCGCCGCGCCCGACAAGCGCCCCAACGACAAGGUGUAGAGGUUCAUGGCGCUCCGAGCGGCCCACGUUCACCGAGCGUCCCAAGUGUCAAUGGCGACCUGCAUGGACACAUUAUGAACUAAUUCAUUUUCAUAGUGGCCGUGCAAUUUUGCAGCCGGGUGUACAGAUUUGGAAUCAGAAAUGUAAGCGAUGACUGCUGUGAUCCCGAAUGGUGAAAUGCUCCUAUGUAAAAUUAUACAAUCAUGUAUGUGCGCGAUUGGUCGUUUGCGCGACGCGACCGGUCGUCCGAGGAGCCCGUGAAGAAAAGUAUCGAAAGCCAAAAGCUAGCCGAAAUAGGAUAGGAAAUUGAAAAGGGUCUAUUAUUGAAUCGAAUAGAAUUUAUCCUAAUUUACUCGGCUGGAUACCGAUAUACAAAUCCACUUAGAAAAUUUACUAAAACUAUAACGUCUACUAAAAGCCUUAAUGCACUGGGGUUAAAUUAUGCGUGCAACAGUAUACUUAACUAAUACCGCUCCAUCCCGUCCAAAAACUGUUCGAAAACGUUUGUCUUUCCUUUAUACAUGACUUGUUUUAAAUAAAUAUACUUUUAAUAACCCAAACCAAACCCUUUACCUGCAUUUAUCUUCAACAAGUUAAAUUUACUAACAUGUGAACAGCUAGUCCUGUCGUCCUACUAGCCUGAAAUUAUUUUCUUUCUAUACUAACUUUAGGAAUAUUAUUCAACUUCUUUUGAUAAAUUGACUUAAGAUUUAAUCGUAUUACUGACUGUAUGUAUGUUACCUCCACAGUGCGCUACAGCUGUAAGUAAUAAUUAAUCCUUGCCCAUCGUGUUUUUAUGUUCGUGUCAUGCGUUUUUAGUCAGUUAGUACAGUCAGCGUCAAUUACUUUGUAGCAGUCAAAGUGGCCAAAUAGUUCGGUACACCAUACUUAAUAUAUGGUGUACUAUUUGGCUACUUUGGUUGCUACAAAGUAUUUGACGCUGACUGUACAUAAAGUACCGAGUCUACUACUAGUAGUAGCAUGACACAUACGAAUAUUUCCGAGAAAAUUAUUAUUAUUAUAUAAUUAUAGGCGAGCAGCUAUUUAGCUGAUUAGCCUAUGUCACACAGUGGCCUGUAUUAUACAGUUCAAAGUUUGUAAAGUCGUAUCACAUCACUAAGUAACUUCAGUCUAACUUAUUGUUUAAAAGCCACUUGUCCAAUCUGUUUUUAAAAACAUUGAUCGAGGGAGCAGUUACAACACUAUCCGGUAAACGGUUCCAAGCCGCCACGACACGGUUGGACAAAGAAUGAUAUGCAGCUUUAGUAGUAGUGGGAGUGCGAACAAUUCUUAAGCUGUGACCUCGGGUCUCGCGGCUGAUAGUUCUCUUGUUGAUUAUAUCGUGAAUGUCGGGGAGGUUGUAACAGUGGGUAACAAUCUUAAAACACUCGAUAAGGUCUCCUCUCGCUCUCCUGGCUUUGAGUGUGGGCAGCUUCAGUACCUUUAGCCUUUCUUCAUAAGGUAGGCGUUUGAGCUUAAAUGGAAAAUAUCCAGUGCGAAGUCCACUCCGUUAACCUAUCCAAAUCAGAUUGCAGCUAACCAGAAGAAACAUGAAGGUUAGCGAAGAACUUUCCAUCAUCUGCAAAGAAGCACGAUUCUGACUCUAUUAGUGCUAUUAAGUCAGUCACAAAUAUUCCAAACAGAGUCGGAGAUAAGACAGAUCCCUGAGGUACUCCACUCAGCACAUUUAGUGGUGAGACGGGCCGUCACCGACUCGCACACUGAAGGUUGUCUGACAGGUACCCUUCUAUCCAUUUUAGUAGCUUUCCACGGAUUCCAAAAUACUAUGGGAAAAGAUUAUUCACUACAACCUGUAUCUUUUGUUAAUCAAGGGCCUUCAGUGUAGUUUAGAUAAAGAUUUGUGCAAUAGGGAAGAGAUAUGUUUAUACCUAAUUUCGGCUAGUUUUUUGAGCGACACAAACCGUCAAUGGACGUCGUUUCUCAGACAUUUGAAGGGGUCGGGGAAGAGCUAAGGCACAAUGUAGGAGUUUCUCGAGUAGUGAAUGCAAUCCCGAAUUCGAGAUCCCGGAAUUUUAGGAAUCCCGAGUAGAUUUAAAAAAAAGUAAAAUUCGAUUGAAUUAAAACGAUAAUAACGGCAUGUUUGUGAUGGUGACGAUAAUUAAAAUAACAUAUUAAUAGACAGAAAACAAAAACCUUUAUUCUUUAAUAUUAUUAUAUAACUAAAUCAUCAUCAGUUUUUCUUGGAAAUUAACAAAGGUAGUCAAAACAAUAAGUAUAACUGUAAUAAGAAUCAAAGCAAUAAGGAAUUAGAGAGUAUUACAGGUGGUUUUGAAAGUGACUUCUUAAAAAACAAAGGGUAUUAAGAGUUUUAUCUUCUAAACGGCAUCUUACAUCCGUUGCAAUGUGCCAGCUGCUGAGAACUGGACGUGUGUAGCGUCCCGUCAAUCCCGAACGGGAUCUCGUCAUAUUAUACGUCGGGAUUGAUCCCGAAAAAUUACACGGGAUCUCGCGAGAUCGGGAUCCCGCGGGAUCGGGAUUGCGUUCCCUAUUCUCGAGUCAAUAAUGUAUUGUACCUUUAUCAAAGUCCCUUUUUCACACUGCCGCGCUAAACAUAUCUGUACAGCAGAAUAGUUAUUUACGAUACAAGUGCAGAAAAUAGGAAAUUCGCAACAAGUGUUGAUAAAUUACGACACGAGUCGAAAAUCGACACGACUUGCGAAUUACCUAUUCGCACUUGUGUUUCUAGUUCCUCCUUCACGCGGCAGCGUUAUUAAUGCAAUUUAAUACAUUUAACUGAAAUCAAAGAGUCAUUCUACCCAGCCAAUUAUCUCAAAAACAAAUGAUUUUUUAAAAUUAAUAUUUUAAAUAUGGUAUAUGUUUGCAAAUUGAAUAAUUUUGAUUUGAGAUACCGCUAUGAGGGCAGUAUUGAUCUUAGAAGAUAGGUAAAGUCUAAGAAAAAUUGUAAAGUAGAUGGUGCUGUACGGUCCACUAACAUUUUGCAUAAAUUAUGCGGUAAACUCUUUCAAUUACUUACCACAUAAUAUGCCCCCGUACAUUAGUUUCACAGCGGGGAUACUUUAACUAUCAAUAUAUAUUAACUGUUUGAUUUGAUUAAUAUAUAAAUAAUUUUGAGCAUCUUUCUCUGACCCCUUCAUAUGCGUAGUAUAUUUGUGUAGGGUUGUAAAAAAUGUGUUCUCUCGGAUUAGGAAAGAUGCUAUAUAGGUUUAUAAGUGUAUGUGGGUGAUAGGUGGCGACGAAAUGCUAAUUUCGCUUAUUAUCUUUGAUAUUGUACACACAAAAUCUGAAUGCGGCACUUUGUAGAGAUUACCUACAAAAUCGAGUGUAUGUAUGUUUUGUACAUAAUGAUAAAUUUGUAUCAUGUAUAUACAUAUUAUUUAGUUGUAAAGAUAAUUUCGAUUAUCAUUUUUUUAGUUAUUUUAAGAGCCACAUCUCUGUUGUAUAGUUCGAUAAAUAUAUUGUUUUGAUUGUUCA
Cydia pomonella (codling moth) is the source of this 5833-nucleotide messenger RNA. RefSeq names its product mRNA (2'-O-methyladenosine-N(6)-)-methyltransferase-like. Gene Ontology annotation, molecular function: RNA polymerase II C-terminal domain binding; mRNA (2'-O-methyladenosine-N6-)-methyltransferase activity. Gene Ontology annotation, cellular component: nucleus. Lineage: Eukaryota; Metazoa; Arthropoda; Insecta; Lepidoptera; Tortricidae. The transcript has 7 exons. The record is from RefSeq and is a predicted model, not a curated record. The coding region runs from base 341 to 2380 and encodes 679 amino acids.